Molecule: messenger RNA, 1483 nt
Organism: Capsaspora owczarzaki ATCC 30864
Lineage: Eukaryota; Filasterea; Ministeriida; Capsasporidae
Exons: 9
Coding region: 34-1449 (471 amino acids)
Biological process (GO): transcription initiation at RNA polymerase II promoter
Cellular component (GO): transcription factor TFIID complex
Molecular function (GO): DNA binding; RNA polymerase II general transcription initiation factor activity
Source: RefSeq, a predicted model, not a curated record
CGUUGUUGUUGAUACUUUCAAUUUCAAACCACCAUGAGCGACCCGAACAGCAUGUUUGCGACCGAGACGUUCUCGGAGGACUACCUGGGCACGGUCGUCGGCGCGCUGGGCGGCUUGGUCGGCUCUGUGCAGCCUGUGGCUGGCGCGCCGUCCUCUGCAGCAGCAGCAGCAGCCGCUCCCAUCGAUGCCAGCAUGGCGAACAUGACUGGCGGGCUCCAGUUUGGCCCUGGAUCCAGUGCAGGGACAGCGGCAGGAGGCUUUGGCAGCAGCGGCCAUCCGUCGCCAGCCUCGUUUGGCUUUGGAUUGACCCCGAGCGCCAGCGCCAGCAGCAGCAGCAGUGCGAUGGCCAUGGGUCGCGCGCCCGCUAGUUCGACUGGUGGUGCUGGUGCUGGUGCUGGUGCUUCAGGUGCUGCGGGCGGGUACAGCAUGCCCGCCUUCCAGAUGCCGCAGCCGAUGAUGGCCGCUCCCGUGCAGAACUUUGCGCAGGCUCGCCACCAGCAGCUCCUCCGCGAGCAGCAGCAGCAGCUGCAUCUGCAACAGCAGCACCAGCUGCAGAAGGAGCAGGCGCGCGCCGCAGCGGGCAACAACGAGAUUGACCACAACGAUCUGCUCGCGGUCGCUGGCGUCGACGAAGAGGCUGAAAACGAGCUGCUGAAGCAAUCCUUCACUCUGCGGCGCCCGGAAAAGGUGGUCGUCAUCCCAGUGGAGCCGCAAUUCAUCAACAGGGAGAACAUUACGCGAAAGGUCCAACAAGUUGCUUCGGCGGCUGGACUGUUCAUUGAGGAUCUUGACGUGAAUGAGUUUUUGGGACAUGCGUUGGAGCUCUAUCUCCGGAACAUCCUUGAGAAGCUCUUUGUGAUUAGCGAACAUCGCUAUGAGGUCUUCCGAACCUUGUAUCCGACUACAACGACUAGCGAGCCAAAGCGAUUGCUGACGUUGCUCCAGCGAGUUGAUGCAGCGCGCGAGGCUGCUCGGCAAGAGCAUGAGCGCGAGGCCAUCCUCCGUGCUUUCAAAGAUCGGAAAAAUCUCGAUGACGAGCAGCGCGAGCGUGCCAAACGCCUUCAAGCGGAUGCCGACAUUCGGAGUCAACAACGGCGAGCCAAUCAGGCUCUUGCACAGGUUCUUCCAAAGUCAAACCGCCCGUCAUUCCUGGACUCUGCCCGAUCGUCCAAUCCGCUGGGUGACUCUGGCGACGGCGACGAGUUCGUCCCUGUGGGGGCAGACGGAACUGCACAAGCUGGCGCGAACCCCGACGUCAAUGCUUCACACAUGAAACGCGCGCAAGCGUUCGACAUGGCGCCAUACCCACACACUGUGACUAUCAAGGACCUGCUCAUGUACAUGAACGGGGAUGCUCGCACCAAGCGAAGCCCGCUGUAUUUCAAGGCAUUGAUUCGACAGGCAACUGUUGGCAACGCUCAACCAGAAGCGCCGCGAUAUUUGGUGUAGAUGGCGCGAGUUUAAUAGAGACGAUUUUUCGAUG